AUGGAUUUAAAGUUCCACCGAUUUCCUAAAGACUUACCCGAGGAAGGGAUUCACGAAGAAGGAGAACGUGGUGAAGGGGCUACUCAAGCCGAAGGUGCUGGAAUGGCCAAAGUUCGAAAGAGGGAUUACGACGCCCGAGCUCUGCCUAGUUUCUAUCUCCAUCGAUUCGUCUGCCGCUUCCUCACUGCAAGAUCUACGUCGGCUGCGGCCGAGUCGAAGGCCGAGAAGACGGCCUUCAACAUCAAGCUCGAGAAGUUCGACACUGCUGCCAGGAUCAAGAUCAUAAAGGAGGUGAGAACAUUCACUGAUCUGGGCCUGAAGGAGGCGAAGGACCUGGUCGAGAAGGCGCCGGUCGUUUCGAAGAAGGGUGUUGCCAAGGAGGAGGCGGGUCCCAUUUUUGAGAAGCUCAAGGAGCUUGGAGCUACUGUCGGGCCGAGGCUUAUGGUUUUGCCACGUCGCAAAGUGAUUAGACAUUGCUGUGGUAGUUCUUUGCAGUUCUCUAAAGAGAUGGGAAUAUGUGAUUUUUAUAUGGGCAUUCUUAGGUGAAGCAUAUUAGAGCUAGGCAUGGAGAUUAUUUUGGAAUCAUCGUGGCCGGUUAUCCAGAUCAAUCUUGAGAAGGCUAGGGAAGAGUUUCGUAGCUCAAGUCAGAAAAAUGGAGAGACUGGAGUCAAAGACUUCAUGGACAGUGUGGGCCUUGGUAUGUUUGUUGAGUAGGUUAUGCAAUUUGUUAAAGCAUAGGAAUAUAAUAUGUUUAGCCGUAUUGUCUUUGAUAUUGCCCCCACCGUGAGCAAAUUGACAUCUAUUUACAAUUUGUUUGCUACAUUUCCCUUAAACCCACAAACAUCUCUACACCAGACAGGUGCUACCCAACACACUUAUGACCAUGCAUCAGGUAGGACACUUUGCGGAUGAUAUGUGGCCCAAAAAUCCAGCAGGCAGAGUAAUUAAUUAGGCUAUACAUGUAAGAAGAAGAAAAAAAAGGCAACAAGCCAGCCAUCCAUAUUCAAUGUACAUGUGUGGCUUACCUACCUUGUGAUUUUUUGGGGUAGGUCAUCUACAUGGUGGGCUGACCUGAUGUCUGCCUGGGGUGUUCCCAUGUGCCAGGCUGGUGCAUGUGGCAUGUGUAAAGGCACAGGUUGCCAUGGCAAAGCUCUUUUUGCCACAUGAACAUGCAUUAAGUCACUAACCAUUCUACUCAUUAAUCUCAUGUUUUGCCUUGUGC
This is a messenger RNA of Magnolia sinica, 1222 nucleotides long. RefSeq lists its product as uncharacterized. Gene Ontology annotation, molecular function: structural constituent of ribosome. Gene Ontology annotation, biological process: translation. The record is from RefSeq and is a predicted model, not a curated record. Bases 1 to 546 code for a protein of 181 amino acids. Gene Ontology annotation, cellular component: ribosome. NCBI's taxonomy places the organism in Eukaryota, Viridiplantae, Streptophyta, Magnoliopsida, Magnoliales, Magnoliaceae. The transcript is spliced from 6 exons.